Molecule: messenger RNA, 669 nt
Organism: Paramecium tetraurelia
Lineage: Eukaryota; Ciliophora; Oligohymenophorea; Peniculida; Parameciidae
Exons: 2
Source: RefSeq, a predicted model, not a curated record
AUGUCUAAUAACUAUAAGUAACCCAAUACAAGUUUUGAUGAAAAUAAAGAAAGUUUCACUUCCCUUUUAAUGAUGAGCGAACAAGAAUCAUAAGAAUAAGGUUGUUUUAAUAACUAUUUGUUAGCUUUUUCUAAUUACAGUACUUAAAAUAAUUACCUGAAUCUUUUCAAUUUCGAUUGUCAAGAGAAUUCUAGCGACAAUGCAGAGAGCUUAAAACUCACUAUAAAGAAAGGGAUAUAGAAAGAUCAAUUUCAAAAAAAUAUCCGCAACAAACACUUAAAGAAAACAUAAUACAAAAAAAAGGUGAAAAGAAUUAAAGAAUUCCAACUUCAAGAGGACAUAAGACUUCUAAAAUUAGUCUAUCAACACGGAAGACAAUUUUCCAGAAUAGUGAAGUAAUUCCCCAAAAGGACUGUUAGUAUGCUUAAAAAUAGAUAUUACAAGAACCUAAGAUAUAGAUGGGAGGAAUUGAUGGGAAUUAAAUACAUGGAAAAUGAGAUUGAAGAAAAAACUAACAAAUAGAUCGUUGGAUUCAAUAGAGACAACCAUUCCGUUGAUCGUCAAGACUUAAUCAACAUGUUACCAAAUGCAUAUGGUUGUCCAAUAAUAUGUAAUAUGCUCUCAUCAUUCAUUACAAAAAUGGAUUAAUUUCUCAAAACUCAAUUUUGA